AUGGGUGGCUGCAUGCACAGCACCUGGGACAACACAAUCCACUCAAGAGGGGAGCCCAGUCCUUCUGAAGCCCCAGCACCCACUUCAGCACCUAACAAAAUGCCUAAAAGUGUUUCAAUAACUAAGCAACUGGCUUCAAUAAAAGCUUUGAAGAAGGGAUCAGAUCUGGAAAAAGCCAUUGCUACUAUUGCUCUGGUUUUCAGAAAUGCUUCUGACCCUGAUGGUAAACUUGGGAAAGCCACUGCCAAGAAUCUGCUACAAACCCAAUUUAGGAAUUUCACAGAGAGAGAAGAAACCAAGCCAAAAUACCGAGACAUCCUUUCAGAGCUUGAUGAGCACAUAGAAAAUAAACUGGACUUUGAAGACUUUGUGAUCUUGCUCCUGAGCCUCACCAUCAUGUCAGACCUGCUACAAAAUAUAUGGAGUGAAAAUACUAUGAAAUAA
Messenger RNA from Apodemus sylvaticus (European woodmouse), 444 nucleotides. It is a transcript of the gene Sntn, whose product is annotated as sentan, cilia apical structure protein. Lineage: Eukaryota; Metazoa; Chordata; Mammalia; Rodentia; Muridae. Bases 1 to 444 code for a protein of 147 amino acids. Gene Ontology annotation, molecular function: transition metal ion binding. The transcript has 4 exons. The record is from RefSeq and is a predicted model, not a curated record.